Molecule: messenger RNA, 1353 nt
Organism: Acipenser ruthenus (sterlet)
Lineage: Eukaryota; Metazoa; Chordata; Actinopteri; Acipenseriformes; Acipenseridae
Product: BEN domain-containing protein 6-like
Exons: 7
Coding region: 104-1111 (335 amino acids)
Biological process (GO): negative regulation of Notch signaling pathway; positive regulation of neuron differentiation
Cellular component (GO): nucleus
Molecular function (GO): transcription corepressor activity; DNA binding
Source: RefSeq, a predicted model, not a curated record
AGUAGGAGGUCAUGUGACCAUUACAGUAGUAAGCCGUACAGCUCAAGAGAGCGCCGCGAUCUGCCUUCCAAAACAAAGAAGAGAGAGGUUUUUAUUGCAUACGAUGAGGGACGAGGAAACGCGUGCCCAACAAGAAGUUACAAAAAACAACAACGACUGCCAGGGAAAUGCCAUCACCCUCCCCGCUCCUGAGAGUGAAGCGAGGACGCCUUUUGAAAUGACAUACUCGGACACGGAGAGCGAACACGAGCAGGAGCAAGUGUUAAAGAAACCAAAACCUGAUAUUGCCAUGCCAGCCCCCUCCUCUGUGAAUAUCUUGACCCAGCUGAAGCUGUCUCUGGAGAAGGAGCAGAAGGAGCAGAACAGCCCCCCCGAUGGUGAGAGCGAGGGCGAGGGCGAGGACGAGGACCUGCUGCACCACAAAUCCAAGGAGGACCUGAUCGCUGAGAUCAAAAUCCUGCGUGCGAAGCUGGCUCGCUCCACCAGGGAGACACGCAGGCUCCGGCAGUCCCUCACCAUGCUCCGAGUGUUGCCGAAGGCAGUGAAGAAGUUCACGAAGCUGGUGGAUAAAGCAGAGGAGCUGCUCAAAGUGCCCCCCCCUCCGGGGUCCCAGCACUCAGCCGAUUCCGGAGCCCCCGCUGCCGCCCCCCCCUCGCCCAGCCCCAGCUCCUCCACCAGCAGCCUCUUGUCAAGCCUGUCCCCCGCUGGCAGCAGGAUCUCCAGCAGCUCUCUCUUCAGCAGUCCAGAGAGCCCCGUGCGUGAGGGAGCCGAGCCCCCGCAGAAGAAAUGGUUCAAAAUCGAGAAAUGGCAGAUCGACCGCUUCAACAAGGCCACACCUCAGAAGUUUGUGAACGACCUGAUGCAGGCGCGCUACACGAUGGAGUUCAUGGCUACGCACAGCGUGACUGGAGCCAGAUCGUCCUCCUCCAAGUUCAGAGAGACCAAGCCUGCCAUGAACCGGGCUGAGGUGCAGGAGAUCAUAGAUGUCACCAAACGCUUGUUUCCGGAUAUGACCGACACAAUCGUGAGAAGAAUGAUGGGUCAGAAACUCAACAACUGCACCAAGAAGUAUCUGUCAACCAAAAUCAAAGUAGAAAUCGUAUCGCCUUAAUGUUACAAAUGAGUUUUGUUGUUGUUGUUUGUUUAUUUGAAAGGGAGGAUGGAGUAAGUGUAAAAUAUUAGUGUGUUUUUUUCUUUUUCAAUUUCUAUGAUAUGUGUUUUAUACUGUAGCUGUUUUCAUUCUGGUGUAAAAGAAAUGGAGCAUUCAUGUUCAGAAACGAAAGAACCGUAUUAGAGAUGGCAAUGAAAUUUAUUGAUCCUCUGUGAGAAUACAAGUAAAUUUCUUUAAAACAA